This is a messenger RNA of Amphimedon queenslandica, 2007 nucleotides long. RefSeq names its product PHD finger protein 14-like. Bases 84 to 1991 code for a protein of 635 amino acids. NCBI's taxonomy places the organism in Eukaryota, Metazoa, Porifera, Demospongiae, Haplosclerida, Niphatidae. The record is from RefSeq and is a predicted model, not a curated record. The transcript has 20 exons. Gene Ontology annotation, biological process: regulation of transcription by RNA polymerase II.
AAUCAGGCCACUCCUACUACUCACAUGCCAUCUGAGCAUUCUGAGGUUCUGCUCUGAAAUCUGAUGCAGGACAGCAGGAAAAAAUGAGCGAGAACCGGGAGGCCCCAGGCCCCAGUAGAAGGAAGAGCCUCCGCUCCUCCACCCGUCCCUCUCUCUUUAAAAUAAUGGAUCCGUCUUGCAUCAGCGAGCACUUUGGCAUAUCACUUAACUCUGAUUCCUCCUCAGACGACGAGGAGUUCAUUCCAACAGAUGCAGCUGCUGUGUCUGAAGUAUCUGAUGAUGGUGCAAGUGAAUCAAGUGACAGUGAGAAAAGUGAGGAAGAGGAGGAGGGGGAGGAGGAGGAGGAGGAGGAGGAAAGGGAAGAGGGCCCAGGGGAAAGAGAUACCAUCAGUCCCACCACUUUUGAAUCAGUUGACAUGGCCGUCACAAUGACUAACGAUGAAUCCACUCCCAUUUGCUCUGUCUGUCUGGAAACAGCACAUGAUCACGAUAUUGUAACUUGUGAUGCCUGUGGUCUCUCAGUCCACGAAGGUUGCUAUGGAGUCCCUGAAGAUGACGGCGUUGAUGAGACCCAGUCUAAUCUCUCCUCUUUCUCAACCAUACCCUGGUUCUGUGAUUCCUGUAGAGCUGGAGUUGAAAACCCUUCCUGUUGUCUCUGCCCAGUUGAGGGUGGGUUAUUCAAGCAGGCCAUUAACGGUGAGUGGGUCCAUAUUGUGUGUGGACUCUAUUGUGAGGGGGUGGAGUUUAUCAACCCCUUGCUACUCAGCGGAAUAACUCUUGACCAAAUCAACCCGUCAAAAUUUGGGGCAAAGAGCUGUCAGUUGUGUGAUGAAGACUGGUUGAGUCAGACUGGUAUAUGCAUACAGUGUGAUGCUGGACUGUGUAAAGUCUACUUUCAUGCUACCUGUGGUCUUAAGAAUGGUUUAUUGUGUGAAUCUGAUGAUAGCGUCAGGAGCAGCCUCAGCCCUAAUGAAGGAAGACCAAAGAAGAGGAGAAAGGAAGAGAUCACUGAUCCUUACUUUGCACAUUGUCUCGCUCACAGUGAUAAAAAGGAAGUAAAACGAAAGAAAAAGAGAUACUAUAAAAUGAUUGAGAGCAUCAAAAGAUUCAAAAAACCUGAGAAUGACACAAGACUUAAUAAAUAUUUACUUGAAGCUAAUGAAUCUUACUCUAAAAUGUUUAAAGAGAUGAGAGAAUGGUAUCAACCAGACAAGAUAGUUAAGCAAGGUCGUCGUCUCUUGCAAUCUCACCCUGAAGCUUUCAAAUUGCUCACAAGAAAGGCUCAGCUCUUAGGGUUUGGGCAAGAUAGGACGACUUUAUCUUCUCAUUCUUAUCGUGGUAACGUACCAAUUGGUUUGACUGAGGAGUUCGUCAAGUUUUUUAACAGUCGUAUGCUGAAGAUUAACAAGUUAAAGACAGAAAAUGAUCAGCUGUCGGGAAAACGCUCGCAACUGAAGGACAAGUCACUUAAGAUACAAGAGGCUAGGAAAGAAACGGAUGCUGAAUUGGCAGCUGUCAAACAAAACUGUCACAUAUUAAGUGACAGAAUUAAAAUCAUUUGUACCCUAGCUAACGAAGCAGCUGGAAAGCCAAUCUUGGAUUCAUCAAAAUAUCUUGUUGAUAUUCAUGAUGAUGACGACAAUCCCAACUGCAACAAUGACCACACCUCUCAAAUGUGCUGCAUUUGUAAAGGAUGUAAUGAUGACCACCUGAUGGCCCAGUGUGAUACAUGUAGUCUCUACUAUCACAUCAACUGCUUAGAUCCUCCUCUUACGAGAGUCCCUUUAAAAACCUCUAGACAAGGAUGGCAAUGUGAAGAUUGUGGUUUAAAUAGUGAGGAUGAGUUAAAGCCAGCCAUCCCACACAACUCUGAUCCACAGUCAAGUUUUGGUAGGAAGAUUAACUUUUCAAACAACUGGCAGUUCAUAGAAUUUUCUCCAUUAAGGAAAGUAAGGAGACAAGGCAAAAAAAGAGGAAGGAAAAGAAUAUAAAAAUAUUCAGGAAAAA